AUGUAUUACCGUCUAGGCCUAUCCACGAAGCAAGGCACCACUAGUCAAGCCCGUAUCAACCAGGUAGAUCCCGUGGAAGCGCAGCUUGAUUUCAGGAAGUUUAUCGACAUCCUUCGACAGGACAAUGACCUGGUAGAUAUCAGUCAGGAAGUUGAUCCUCAUCUCGAAGUUGGCGCAAUUGUUCGACGGGUAAGUGAGCUCAAUGACAAAGCACCACUUUUCAAUAAUGUCAAGGGCGCUUGCAACGGUAUGUGGCGCAUAUUCGGCAAUGCAGCCGGUUUGCGACAAGGAGAGAUUAAAAAGUUUGGGAGGAUUACCAGAAACCUAGGCUUGCCGCCAGAUAAAGCGAAACCACUACCUACCAUCGCAUUGCCGACCGGCCCAUGUAAAGAGAAUAAAGUUUUCGGCGAUGACAUCGACCUUGAGGCAUUACCAGUUCCAUUUCUACACAAAAAUGAUGGUGGCAAGUAUCUGGCCACUUACGGAAUACAUGUUCUCCAGACACCAGGCAAGUCUUGGACAAACUGGUCCAUCUUCAGAGGUAUGGUUCACGACAAGAAUCACUUGGUCUGUCUUGUCGUCUCAGGGAAACACAACUCGAUCAUUCGAGACUUGUGGUUGAAAGAGGGGAAAACUGAGAUGCCUUGGGCUUUGGCUCUUGGCGUACCACCGAUCGCGUCCAUCGUGGCUUCAAUGCCCGUUCCAGAGGGUGUAUCCGAGAGCCAGUACGUCGGUGCCAUCACGGGCAGGUCGUUGAAACUUGUCAAGUGUGGACUCAAUGAUCUCAUGGUGCCAGCAAAUAGUGAGAUCGUUCUAGAGGGCACGAUGUCUUUUACAAAAACAGCCCCUGAAGGUCCGUUCGGCGACUAUCUGGCUAUUGUCUUUGAUAAAGAGGCACGACCUGGGCCACUCUUCAAAGUUGAAGCCAUAACCUACAGAAACGAUCCAAUCCUGCCCAUUUCUUGCCCAGGAAACAUUGUUGAUGAAUCUCACACUACGGCACAACUAGCGGCUCCUGAACUAUUACUCCUCUGUCAGGAGCACGGACUUCCCAUCAAAGAGGCUUUUGCACCAGUCGAAACAUUGGCCACAUGGUGUGCGCUACAGGUAGAUACCGACGGGCUGCGAGAGAUGCACACCAACUCUGCCACUUUUUGCAGGAAACUCGGCGAGAUUGCGUUUAGCAACAAGAGUUGCAUGCUCAUCAACCACAAACUUCUUGUGGGAGAUGACAUCGAUGUCUACAACUGGAACAAGGUUAUGCGGGCAUUCGCCACACGCUGUCGGCCCGGCCACGAUGACCAUCACUUUGAAGAUGUCCGAUCACAUCCUUUGACGCCUUACAUGUCCCAAUUUCCAAACAUACCUAGACGUGGCGGUAAAGUAGUGUCUGACUGUAUACUCGCGUCUGAGUAUGAAAGACCAAGAGACUUCAAUCACGUUGAUUUUGACCAUUCGUAUCCUGAUGAUGUCAAGCGCAAGGUUCUGGGCAACUGGUCGAUGAUGGGGUUUUCAGAAAGAUGA
Colletotrichum spaethianum is the source of this 1524-nucleotide messenger RNA. Its product is annotated as ferulic acid decarboxylase 1. The record is from RefSeq and is a predicted model, not a curated record. The transcript is spliced from 3 exons. Gene Ontology annotation, cellular component: cytoplasm. Lineage: Eukaryota; Fungi; Ascomycota; Sordariomycetes; Glomerellales; Glomerellaceae. Bases 1 to 1524 code for a protein of 507 amino acids. Gene Ontology annotation, molecular function: carboxy-lyase activity. Gene Ontology annotation, biological process: cinnamic acid catabolic process; ferulate metabolic process.